AUGAACGGAAAAACAACUUCUCCCGCCGUUCCUCUCCCCGUCUCCACCAUAUCCCCACCGUCAACCGCCGCCACUCAAAUCCGCGUCGCCGCAAAACAGAAAGAAUGGAACAAAGCAAUCAGCACAAGCAUCCGUUCACGUCUCAGCAAACUAUGCCGAGAAGGCCAACCUCACCUCGCUCGUCAUCUCCUCGAAACUCUUCCCCGUCCCUCCACCGUCGUCUGGAACUCCGUCAUCAUCGGUUUCAUCUGUAACAACAUGCCUCUCGAAGCUCUUCUCUUGUACGCUCAAAUGAGAUCCAAACCAGACACUCGUUUUGAUCCUUACACUUUCUCUUCCACUCUCAAAGCUUGUGCACUAACCAAUGAUGUUAUUACCGGUAAAGCUAUUCAUUCUCAUUUUCUUCGUUCUCAUUCGAGUUCUAACCCUGGUCCUAGUAGAAUUGUUUACAAUUCGCUUUUGAAUAUGUACUCUUCUUGUCAACAUCAUUAUGUCCUCAAGGUGUUUGGUGUAAUGCGUAAACGAAAUGUUGUUGCUUGGAAUACUUUGAUAUCUUGGUAUGUUAAGACCAAUCGGUAUCACGAAGCGCUUAAUGUUUUUGCUACUAUGAUUAGUCUCUCCGUCACUCCGACUCCGGUUACUUUUGUAAAUCUCUUUCCUGGUUUAUCGAAACUCGGUGAUUCUAGAAUUGCUCACUUGUUUUAUGGUUUUCUUCUCAAAUUUGGUGAUGAGUAUGUUAAUGAUGUGUUUGUUGUCAGCUCUGCGAUACUUAUGUUUGCUGAUCUUGGUUGCAUGGAUUAUGCUCGUAAGGUUUUCGACCAAUGUUUGAACAAAAAUACUGAGAUUUGGAAUACUAUGAUUGCUUCUUAUGUUCAGAAUAGUUGCCCAGUUGAAGCAAUUGAUGUGUUUGUUCAAGCCUUGGAGUCAGAGGAAGAAGAGGGUUUAUGCGAUGAUGUAACUUUUCUCUCUGUUAUUACUGCUGUUUCACAGAUGCAGCAAAUUAAACUGGCUGAGCAGCUGCAUGUGUUUGUUCUAAAAAGUUUGCCUGCUUCACUUAUUAUAAUUCUCAAUGCUAUAAUGGUUAUGUACUCGAGAUGCAAUUUUGUUGAUACUUCGUUUAAGGUUUUUGAUAAGAUGUUGGAAAGGGACGCUGUUUCGUGGAAUACAAUAAUAUCUGCCUUUGUACAGAAUGGUUUCAAUGAGGAGGCACUUAUGCUUGUUUGUGAGAUGCAGAAGCAAAAGUUUUUGAUUGAUUCUGUUACUGCGGCUGCUCUUUUUUCUGCAGCUUCUAAUCUUAGGAAUUUGUAUAUUGGAAGGCAAACUCAUGCAUAUUUGAUUCGCCAUGGGAUACAGUUUGAGGGGAUGGAGAGUUAUUUGAUAGAUAUGUAUGCAAAAUCCGGCUCCAUUAGGACUUCUGAAUUGUUGUUUGAGAAAAACUGCUCGAGUGAUAGAGACCAGGCCACGUGGAAUGCUAUGAUUGCUGGUUAUACUCAGAAUGGGCUCAAUGAGAAUGCUAUUCUUCUUCUUAACGAGAUGUUGGUGCAAAAGGUACUACCAAAUGCGGUAACAUUGGCAUCAGUUCUUCCUGCUUGUAGUUCAAUGGGAAGCAUGGGAUUUGCUAGGCAAAUUCAUGGAUUCUCCAUACGUCAUUUCUUGGAGAAAAAUGUUUAUGUGGGAACUGCUUUAACUGACACAUAUUCCAAAUGUGGUGCAAUUAGUUAUGCUGAAAAUGUUUUUGUGAGAACACCCGAGAAGAAUUCUGUCUCAUACACCACAAUGAUGAUGUGCUAUGGUCAGCAUGGGAUGGGUAAGAGAGCUCUUACCCUGUAUGACUCUAUGCUGAGAUCCGGCAUUAAGCCUGAUGCAGUUACUUUCGUUGCCAUCUUAUCUGCUUGUAAUUAUACUGGAUUGGUUGAUGAAGGCCUUCAAAUAUUUGAAUCUAUGGAGAAAGUCCAUAAAAUCAAGCCUUCAAUCGAACAUUAUUGCUGUGUUGCAGACAUGUUAGGGAGGGUCGGGAGGGUAGUUGAAGCCUAUGAGUUUGUCAAGGGAUUGGGCGAGGAUGGUAACACCAUGGAAAUCUGGGGAUCUCUUCUUGGGUCUUGUAAAAAUCAUGGGCAUUUUGAAUUGGGAAAAGUUGUUGCCAAAAAAUUGCUGAAUAUGGGUAGGGAGAAAAGAAUGGCAGGAUAUCAUGUUCUGCUCUCAAAUAUUUAUGCAGAGGAAGGAGAGUGGGAAAAUGUUGAUAGAGUGAGAAAGCAGAUGAAGGAAAAAGGUCUGCAAAAAGAAACAGGAUGUAGUUGGGUUGAGAUUGUUGGGUUUUUAAACUGCUUUGUAUCUAGAGAUGAGAAGCACCCUCAAAUUGAUGAAAUAUAUUAUAUGUUGGACAAGUUAACUCUAGACAUGAAGGAUGCGGGUUACAAACCACUUUACAGCUUAAAUUUAAAUAUGAUUUUGGAUUCUAAUGAAUGA
Vicia faba (fava bean) is the source of this 2466-nucleotide messenger RNA. Lineage: Eukaryota; Viridiplantae; Streptophyta; Magnoliopsida; Fabales; Fabaceae. The record is from the annotation of a GenBank genome assembly.